AUGUCAGCAGAGGGCGAGGAGCAGGGCCCAGCCAGCUAUGACAGCAGGUGUAUCUUCUGUAGGAUCACCAACAACCAGGAGAAGGGCUCCGAAUUACUGCACUCUGAUGAGGAUCUGACCUGCUUUAGAGACAUAAGACCUGGAGCCCCGCAUCAUUAUCUAGUGGUACCCAAGAAGCAUGUAGGGAACUGCAAGACCUUAACCAAUGAACAUGUACCACUAGUUCAGAAUAUGAUAGAAGUUGGGAAGAAUGUGCUACAGAAAAAUCAUGUUGCAGAUGUGGAGGAUAUAAGGUUAGGUUUCCAUUGGCCUCCUUUCUGCUCGAUAGGCCAUUUGCAUCUGCAUGUUCUGGCUCCAGCUAGCCAACUGGGAUUUCUUUCAAGAAUGAUUUACAGAAUAAAUUCUUAUUGGUUUAUCACGGGGACCGAUCAGCUACUUGAGCGCCUUCAAGCAAACACAGCUACAAGCUGA
Molecule: messenger RNA, 471 nt
Organism: Staurois parvus
Lineage: Eukaryota; Metazoa; Chordata; Amphibia; Anura; Ranidae
Source: the annotation of a GenBank genome assembly